UACCCCACCCCAGCAAGUACCCGUUCGCCCGAAUCGGACUUACACGAUCAGUUAGACCGACCAGCCAUGGGCAAAGACCGCUUCGUCGUCAACCCGUUCGGAGACCUCAACCUCACGGAAGCAGACAGACAGGGCCUCAAGGACUUCGCGUUGAAUUUCAUUGACCAAAACAUCGUGAAGUACGAGGCUUUCAUCGGCGGUGACCGCACCAAGGUGGACCAGAAGAAGUGGAAGCUGAUCAAGACCAAGGACGAUGCUCGAGUGUACCUUGAACGCGACCCGAUGAUCCGGACAACCCCAGACGGAGUGAAGACCGACCACCCGGAGUUUCUUCUGACAGGAAUUACUUGGGGAACCGUCGACGACUGCAUGUUCGGGGCUGUGAACCCGACGCUCGAGUCCAUGCGGAUCAAGGCGUCCUAUGUGGAGGACAUGAGCGGUGGCGCAGUUCUGGCCUCUCUCGAGGAGCCCACCGUGGAUGAGCCGUUCAACUCCAUGAACGUCAAGUGGAUGGAGAUCGAUCUCCCGUUCGCAGCGACCUCGCUCGUCAAGAACCGCGACUACGUUUACCUAGAGUGCACGAAGAUGGUUCGGCUUUCGAACGGUGAACGUGUUGGCGUCAUGAUCUUCCACUCGGUCGACUUCCCGCAGACGAAGAAGCUCCCCGCUCGAGUGCGCGCCAAUAUCACCGUCUGCACGAUCUUCCGCCAGAUUGGAAACGACACCAUUGACUUGUACGGGUCGGGUAUUGUCGACGCUGGUGGCGAAAUGAUCAAGUCCCUCGUGAUGCCGAGCAUUGCCACCGGUUACCUGUCGACGCUCAAGUACGCCCACUGCAGCAAGAUGAAGAAGAUGUCGUGGAUGUUGGCCAAGCGCUACGAGAUGGCCAAGGAACUGGGCACCCCGACUCGAGCAAGCGUCUGCGUUACGUGCACGGCUCCUAUUUCCAAGCUUCGAAUCGGCGACUAUGGCAAGGGAGAAAGCAGUACCUGCAAGCUUUGCGUGGGCUACCUAUGUCGGUCCUGCCGGAUCCAGCGCAAGUUGUGCUUCGUCGCUUCCGACAUGCAGCUGCAGAUGCGGAAGGUCUCUUUUUGCGGACUGUGCCUUCAGCAGGUGAGGAGCAUGAGCCCGCUAGAGGUGGCGAGAGAACACGCCGCGGGCAUCUGCAAGCAAUUGUCUUCUUACUGUCACAUCGACUCGUCUUACGCCAGCACGAUGUCCGAUUGAGAGGCAGACUGGUUUGUAGUGCAUUUUUCUCGUCGAUCUCUGGAAACACAAGUGGUUGCCGAUGCCUACUACGGUAGUAUAAGCUCGAUGGGAUUGCAUUGUACAUAAC
Messenger RNA from Phytophthora sojae, 1336 nucleotides. RefSeq lists its product as hypothetical. The coding region runs from base 67 to 1227 and encodes 386 amino acids. The record is from RefSeq and is a predicted model, not a curated record. The transcript has a single exon. NCBI's taxonomy places the organism in Eukaryota, Oomycota, Peronosporomycetes, Peronosporales, Peronosporaceae.